This is a messenger RNA of Paraglomus brasilianum, 1152 nucleotides long. The record is from the annotation of a GenBank genome assembly. NCBI's taxonomy places the organism in Eukaryota, Fungi, Glomeromycota, Glomeromycetes, Paraglomerales, Paraglomeraceae.
AUGUCAUCGAAUAGCCUUACAAACUGCGAAAAAGCCAAAACACAUGAAGAGAGGAGUAGCUGGUCCAUAGAAGCACCUGGAAUUAGUGGAUACUACGUUCGAUUGGUUGAAGGAAAACUGGAGAGACGGGCUAGAUUUCAUUAUAUGAACAGGGAUAACGCAAAGGAAGUUGAGAUUGAAGACGAGAUGGCCGAUGGUGACGAGUAUCCAACAGCAGAUUCCGAAAAUACAAGCCACGAACUCCUUGAUUUCCCGUUCUCUAUUCCCGGCAUAAAUUGUCUGUCAGACAAGUUAUCCCGACCUUUUCCGGCUUUGAGAAUAUUCCAAUAUAAUGCGACGGAGUUGAAUACAACAGAAGAAGAAACUGCAGAGAAAGUACUAGAUUUUUAUACAAAUAUGUAUGAUGAAGUCAAAGAGGAAAAUCAGGAUAAUGAAGUUGUUAGAAGCGAGGAUGAUUCAAGCGACGCCGACAAUUGGGAUGACGAAGACGAACUGUCCAACGUCACCCCUAACAUCUCCGCCCAAUCUUCUCCUAAUAAUACCACCGCUCCCGCCCGCACGACCAGUACAUUCAAUCUAACAAACGAAAAUCCCCGCUUGGAAACAGCUGGCAAGAAAAGUUGCACGGAAUGGAAUAAAAAAAAAAAGAAGCUCCGCGCGCACAGAUGCAGUGAAGCUAGAGCGGGUGUUGGUGCUCUUAAUGGUCACAACGAUGGCGUCUAUUGUAUGGCAAAGAAUCCAAGAAAAAUUACUUCACUGAUAUCUGUGGGGGGCUCAGAUGACGACAAUGUCAGGUUAUCGGGUGCGGGCUUAUCCGAAUAUUCUGAACAACUCAAAGCGCGAUAUAAAGAUUUGCCGUAUUGCAAGACCAUUGCUAAUCCGGCUUAUUUUCUUGCCAUUGCUGCGUAUAGCAUGAAUGCGCAACUAUUGCACCAAACCAAACAAAAAUGGGCAUCCCAGAAAAACCCGCAAUGCAGCCCUUUACUUAUAAAGACACCGUCAUAUACCCAAAGAGAUCAAGUCUAUGCAACAGAAGAAACAAAUUAUGCUCAGCGCACAAAAACUAAAAGAGGAAAAUUUCACAUUCAAAAGAGGGAACAGUAUCGUAUCAAGGCGGAACGCAAGAAAAAGAUUAUUGGAGUCGCAAAAUAG